GCGACAAUUGUAAAAGUUUGUUUUUAUACCUUCAAUCCGCCGCUUUGCAGAAGUAGUUGUGAAUUAAGCAAAUCGCGGGAGUUCUUGGCUACAAUAACAGGGCAUUUCCACCUCUAUUUGACCACAGCUCUCCAACAUGGCGGACCCCCAAGACAGCCGAGCAGGUGAAGAGGAAGAAGACGAAGACGAAGAGGAGAUUGAUGAUACUAGUUACAAGACUAUCAAAGAUGCUGUUCUCUUCGCCAUCCAUGUCAGUCCCAGUAUGCUUGAGAAGCCGCCCAAGUCAGAAGACAAGAAAGCGGAACGCGACUCACCAGCCUCUGCCGCUCUAAAAUGUGCCUACCAAUUAAUGCAGCAGCGCAUCAUCUCAAAUCCAAACGAUAUGAUGGGCAUACUGCUGUUUGGUACAAAGGAAACGGACUUAAAGGACGGCGACACCGACCUAGAUGUUCCAUCAGCGCAAGACGUUAAAAGACUGAGAGACAUGGUCGAGGACGAGGAAGAAGCCGAAAAGAUUCUCAAACCAGCAAAGGAUGGAGCCAGUAUAGCAACAGUGCUCUUUUGCGCAAAUCAAAUCUUCACCACCAAAGCACCAAACUUCUCGUCAAGACGUCUGUUCCUAGUCACCGACAACGACUAUCCGGUCAAGGCUAAAGCAGAUAAGGAUGCUGCAGUCACACGAGCCCGCGAUCUAUACGACUUGGGCUGCACCGUUGAUCUAUUCCCCAUUUCACAACCAGAUCACAGCUUCGAUAGAUCACGCUUUUAUGAUGAUCUUGUUUAUCCGACAUCACCCUCCGACCCAGAUGCACCAGUCGCUAUACCUUCUACCACGAAAGUUGCGAAGAGCGGUGAAGGCAUUUCUCUUCUGAAGCAACUCAUCUCUUCAAUCAACUCGAAAGCCACACCUCGGCGUGCUCUAUUCUCAUUGCCUCUGGAGUUAGGUCCUGACUUGAAGAUUGGUGUGAAGGGAUACAUCCUGAUCAAACGCCAGGAGCAUGUCAAGUCAUGCUAUGUAUGGGUCGGUGGAGAGAAACCGCAGAUAGUCACGUCUUCAACUACACACAUGGCCGACGAUACUGCGCGGACCGUUGAGAAGGCUGAGCUACGGAAAGCGUACAAGUUCGGUGGUGACGCUAUAACGUUCACACCCGAAGAAAUCACGAAGAUACGGCAAUGUUUCGGUGAACCUGUCAUACGUAUAAUUGGCUUCAAACCUCUUUCCAGCGUACCCAUCUGGGCGAACACGAACAAGUCAACGUUCAUUUACCCAUCAGAGGCAGACUAUAUCGGCUCAACGCGUGUCUUCUCUGCAUUACAGCGGAAGCUACUGAAGUCCAAGAAGAUGGGUUUAGUAUGGUUUAUUCCACGACGUAACGCUGCGCCUACCCUAGCAGCACUCAUUCCAAGCGAAGAGAAAACCAACGAAGAAGGCGAGCAAGUCAUGCCACCUGGGCUCUGGCUCGUACCCCUUCCCUUCGCCGACGACAUUCGCCAGUUCCCUACACCUCCCGAGGAACCCCUCAAGACUACCGACGCCCUAACAGACAAGAUGCGCCUCAUCAUCGAGCAACUCCAACUACCAAAAGGCAUAUACGAUCCUUCCCGAUAUCCUAACCCCGAUUUACAAUGGUUCUACCGGAUUCUACAAGCACUCGCAUUAGAAGAGGAAUUACCGGAACACCCAGAUGACAAGACGAUCCCGCGCUUCAAGCAAAUCGACAAGCGUUGCGGCGAGUACAUUGAAGACUAUGGCAAGGAGUUUCAAGAAGUGUACGCUCAGCAACAAAAAUCUGCGCUUGCACAUCGUACCAAGCCUACUGCUAAGAAACGUCCCGGUAGAGCCGAUGCUGACGUCGAAGAAAAGAACCCGGUGGCUAAGCGGGUCAAGAAGGAGUCUAAGGGUGCAGAUGGUGGUGACGAAGAUGGUGGCAUGACAGAUCAGCAGAUGGCGGAUAUAAAUAACAGCGGCCAAAUUAGUAAACAGACUGUUGCUGUGUUGAAGCAGUGGCUGGGUGCUAGGGGCCAGAGUAUCGCGGGGAAGAAAGCAGAUUUGUUAGAACGGGUGCAGGAGUAUCUUGACGGGAAGGGACUUUGA
Bipolaris sorokiniana ND90Pr is the source of this 2098-nucleotide messenger RNA. RefSeq lists its product as uncharacterized. Gene Ontology annotation, biological process: telomere maintenance; cellular response to X-ray; cellular response to gamma radiation. The record is from RefSeq and is a predicted model, not a curated record. Gene Ontology annotation, molecular function: telomeric repeat DNA binding; damaged DNA binding; DNA helicase activity. Gene Ontology annotation, cellular component: Ku70:Ku80 complex; nucleus. Lineage: Eukaryota; Fungi; Ascomycota; Dothideomycetes; Pleosporales; Pleosporaceae. The coding region runs from base 137 to 2098 and encodes 653 amino acids. The transcript has 3 exons.